This is a messenger RNA of Pseudophryne corroboree (corroboree frog), 3134 nucleotides long. RefSeq lists its product as uncharacterized. The transcript is spliced from 3 exons. NCBI's taxonomy places the organism in Eukaryota, Metazoa, Chordata, Amphibia, Anura, Myobatrachidae. Gene Ontology annotation, biological process: proteolysis. The record is from RefSeq and is a predicted model, not a curated record. Bases 1224 to 3134 code for a protein of 636 amino acids. Gene Ontology annotation, molecular function: aspartic-type endopeptidase activity.
AGGUCGCGGCUACCCCUGACGUGUCCCGUACUCCAGGCGGAGGUCGGGCGUACGUCUCAACCGACAUAUUCCUCUCUUUCCAGACCCCUGUCGUCCGCGGUGAGGUGGUGUCCGCCCUGAGGAGUGGUCUCGAGAGUGAAGUCUCUGGCGUGCCUGGAAAUCGUCUGCGGCGGCGUUGCACAGGUGGGUGGAGUGACGACACCUGCACAGCAGCAGGCGGUACAUCCUUGUUAGCCGCUCACACUUGGCGUAGUCGGCAGGAUGGACGAAGAUCGGUCACUACCCACGGCCGAGAAGCCGUGGACAGAUGCGCCGAAACCACGCACUCGGAGAGGCUCGACUGCCAGCUCCACUGAUGUGGUGGCGAGGGGAACGGACGACGAGCGACGGAGGUCAUCGCGUCGACUCAACGUCGGACCAGCCCUCGCCCACCUACCCCGUUACGACGGUCGCAAUAUGACCUUAGAGGACUGGAAGGCCCGACUAGAGGCGACAUUCCUCAUCUAUCGGGUGCCCGACGACCUGCAGGUGCCCCUCGCCCUGAAUUCUCUGGAAGGCGAGGCUCGUCGGACGAUUCUCUUGCGGCCCGACGAUGAACGCGAGGAGCUGGAGGAGAUCUAUAAUAUCCUGGGGGAUAUUUAUGGCGACACCUCCUCGGCGGGGACCCUCCGGCAGCGUCUGUUUGGCCGGUUCCAGAGGGAGGAUGAGUCCAUCCCCCAGUAUGCAAACGCGCUCCAAGAGAUGAUGGGAGAAGUGCGUCGGAAAGACCCCGAUGGGUUUGGGGCGCUCACCAACACCAGCCAAAUAUUGCGGGACCAGUUCGCCAUGGGACUCCGGAACGUGCCCCUGAGGCAGGUGAUGCUGGAUAAGAUAUCCCAGGAUGACACCCUGACCUUCCAUCAGGUGGAGAUCGACGCCGUAGCCAGGGACCGCAAUGCCAAUUACGGGCCACACGCCGUUUUUCCCCAGUGGGUACAGCCGAUCUCCGCGCCCGUGGCUAGCCGGGAGACCAAUCCCUUAGAGACCUGCGUGCAAGACCUGAAAGAGGCCUUCCUUCGGGUGACUAAAGAAAUGAGGGAAGAGGUCUCCCAGCUGAGGGAGGAAGUGUACCGGCGUGACCAGCGGGGCACGGAGUCCCGUGAGCGGGACACCAGGCGGCCCCGUGGGCGAGGCGCGGAACCGGACGGCCGUCCGGGAGAGGGCCGGGGCCCUCGUUGUUACCGAUGCCAUCGGUAUGGGCAUAUUGCGCGGACCUGUACCGAAGCAAUCCCGGAGGCACAGUUAAACUGACCUCCCUCGCGGUAACGGGACCACCCGUGAGGGGGAGCGAUGGGGAGAGAUCAGCCAUUAACGAACAGGCUGAAUUGGUAGGAGAGUGUCCCGUGGUAGUCAGCCGCCUCGGCGGGAAAGAUCAGUCCUGCUUGUUGGAUACCGGCUCUCAGGUAUCCACCAUUUCUGAGGCCUGUUUUCUUGAACAUUACGCCCAUCUUAAAAGUGAGGUGUCCGAGAGCUUCAUUACCCUCACGGCGGCUAAUAACCUACCCAUUCCCGUGGUGGGGGUGGUGUGGAUGGAGAUGGUAGUUUGUGGCCGAGAGCUGGGUAGGAAGGGGCUGCUGGUAGUCAGCAGCCCGGGACUGAGCCAUGGCCCAGUGAUCCUCGGGAUGAAUGUACUCCGACAUCUCGACCAGCUCUUGUUCCAGGAAAAUGGGCCACAAUAUUGGAGGAACCUGGGAGUCCAGCGCCCCGUCCAGCAGGCACUCCAACAAGUGGGACGACGGGGAACCAGGGCCCUAGGGACAAUCGAAGAGCACCUGGGCCUUUUGAAGGUCGGUCACCACCAGCGCCUGGAGUUGCCACCUCGCCAGGAAGUCCUGAUCCCUCUGGAAGUGCGGACCCAUCAGCGCCUAAAUGGCAUGGAGGUGAUGGUCGAGCCCACUGAUGUGCUGAGGGUAGGGUCUGGAGUGAUGGUGGCACGGACCGUGUCGGUGGUGACCGGUGGAAAGGUCUCCGUCCGCUUUUGCAAUCUUACCGACCAGCUUUGCCGAGUCCCGGCUGGGACAGUUAUCGCUCAGGUGGUGGCGAUUCACGAGAAUAGCGUUCAGGGUAUGCGUAAACUGUCCCUACGGCCAGAGGCUUCCGAGGCAUGGGCGUUAUCCGUUCAAGUGGAGGAGCAGGAGGGGCCCUGCCCCGAGUGGAACGGUACCAUGAUCCGUACACAGAUGGACGUGUCGCUGGAAGAGUGCGCGGCCGGGGACGUAGCCAAGCUGGACCAGAUGCUCUGGAACCGUCAGAAGGUGUUCUCCCGGCAUGAGGAAGAUUUUGGGUAUACGGAGGACCUGCAGCAUGAGAUCCGCACCGGAGACGCCCCCCCGGUUCGGGAGCGGUAUCGGCCGAUACCGCCCCGGUUGUACCAGGAAGUAAAGAGCAUGUUGCGUCAGAUGCUGGACAACCACGUGAUCCAGGAGAGCAAAAGUCCCUGGGCUGCACCCAUAGUCUUAGUCCGGAAGAAGGACGGGACUAUCCGGUUCUGUGUGGACUACCGGAAGCUGAACAGUUGCACCGUCCGGGACGCUUACCCUCUCCCUAGGAUCGAGGAGUCCCUAGCUGCACUGGGCAAUGCGAAGUUUUUUUCGACCCUGGACCUGGCCAGUGGAUACUGGCAAGUGCCGGUGGCCCCCCAGGAUAGGGAGAAGACCGCAUUCGUCACUCCCAUGGGGUUGUUCGAAUUCUGCCGCAUGCCGGGUCUCUGGCUGCGCCAAUGGUCUGUGGACGCAGAAUCCAGGAAAAGUGUGGAGGGCCUACCCUAUACAUGCCAGGCUCUGUUUAGGGAGGCGCUGGAUGCGUGGAUUGCCACGGCUACCGCGGGAGAGAUCUUCCUGGAUUGGCUGGACAGAAUGGGCCUGUGCAAAGCUUUGGUCUCCAAUAUGGCGGCCCCUGUGCAGCAGACACAUUUUAGUGUUUUACACCAGAACUCCCCCUGGCCUCUCCGGAAGCUGCUCCCUAGUGGCAGCAAGCCCGCUGCAGCAGCCUCCGGCUACUACGAGCAGACCCGCCAUAGCAACCCCUUGCCGCGGCACACGGACCCGUCGCAGCAGCCCAGCACUGCCGCUGCUCGCCAGACACCUGAGCGGUAA